AUGUUUAUGGAGCUUCGAGUGGUUCAUCAAAUGUAUGACAAAGAGGAUUUGUCGUUGGUGUGCCUAAGAGAUGUUGGUGUGGGGAACAAAUCAUGGCAAAGAAUUCCAAAUUCGAGCCUAAUCCUUGUCGGCGAUACUUUUGAUGUCGAGAAGCAGCCGGAAAGAAGGUACUAUCUUGUGAACGAUAACCACACUUUUAAAUGGGUCAAUGAGGCACUAUUGGACGAGGUAGCAACAUUGGGUGUUCAAAUUGAGAGACUAAAAGAAGAGAUGGAAAAGCUUACAAUAGAGGCAUUGCAAGACCAGAAGAUGAAAUUUGAGAAGAUGCAAAUGGAGUUCGAAAAAGAGCUGUUUGAGAGGUUGAUAAGCUCAAAUUAA
Messenger RNA from Camelina sativa (false flax), 378 nucleotides. The record is from RefSeq and is a predicted model, not a curated record. Lineage: Eukaryota; Viridiplantae; Streptophyta; Magnoliopsida; Brassicales; Brassicaceae.